Messenger RNA from Callorhinus ursinus (northern fur seal), 1352 nucleotides. RefSeq names its product ankyrin repeat and SOCS box containing 4 (gene ASB4). Lineage: Eukaryota; Metazoa; Chordata; Mammalia; Carnivora; Otariidae. Gene Ontology annotation, molecular function: protein binding. The record is from RefSeq and is a predicted model, not a curated record. Gene Ontology annotation, biological process: intracellular signal transduction.
AUGGAAGGCGCCGCCACCCCUAUCACUAAAUCUGCAGCGGCCAAGUUAGUUAAGAGAAAUUUCCUUGAGGCUCUAAAGUCAAAUGACUUCGGAAAACUGAAGGCCAUUUUAAUCCAAAGGCUAAUAGAUGUGGACACAGUUUUUGAAGUUGAAGAUGAGAAUAUGGUUUUGGCAUCUUAUAAACAAGGUUAUUGGUUGCCUAGUUAUAAAUUAAAGUCUUCCUGGGCAACAGGCUUGCAUCUCUCUGUCUUAUUUGGUCACGUGGAAUGUCUUCUGGUGCUACUGGACCACAAUGCUACAAUCAACUGUAGACCCAACGGGAAAACCCCUCUUCAUGUGGCUUGUGAAAUGGCCAACUUGGAUUGUGUUAAGAUCCUCUGUGACCAUGGAGCAAAGCUCAAUUGCUACUCCUUAAGUGGACACACAGCUUUACACUUCUGUACAACUCCCAGCUCCAUUCUCUGUGCCAAGCAAUUGGUUUGGAGAGGGGCCAACGUGAACAUGAAAACCAACAAUCAGGAUGAGGAGACGCCCUUGCACACGGCUGCCCACUUCGGCCUCUCAGAGCUGGUGGCCUUCUACGUGGAGCAUGGGGCCAUAGUGGACAGUGUGAACGCCCACAUGGAGACCCCGUUGGCUAUCGCCACCUACUGGGCCCUCCGCUUUAAAGAGCAGGAGUACAGCAGGGAGCACCACCUGAUCUGCCGCAUGCUGCUGGACUACAAGGCCGAGGUCAACGCCAGGGAUGACGACUUCAAAUCCCCGCUGCACAAGGCAGCCUGGAACUGUGACCACGUGCUCAUGCACAUGAUGCUGGAGGCAGGGGCCGAAGCCAAUCUCAUGGAUAUCAAUGGCUGUGCUGCCAUCCAGUACGUGCUGAAGGUCACCUCUGUGCGCCCGGCGGCCCAGCCUGAGAUCUGCUACCAGCUCCUGUUGAACCAUGGGGCUGCCCGGAUAUACCCUCCACAGUUCCACAAGGUGAUACAGGCUUGCCAUUCUUGUCCCAAAGCAAUCGAAGUUGUAGUCAAUGCCUAUGAACACAUCAGGUGGAACGUAAAGUGGAAAAGAGCUAUCCCUGACGAUGACCUGGAGAGAUACUGGGAUUUUUACCACUCUCUCUUCACUGUGUGCAGUAACUCUCCAAGGACUCUCAUGCAUUUAUCGAGAUGUGCCAUUCGAAGAACGUUGCACAACAGAUGUCACCGAGCAAUUCCUUUGCUUUCCCUCCCAUUGUCAUUGAAAAAGUACUUGCUUUUGGAGCCAGAGGGAAUCAUUUAUUAAGCCUUAUGAGACAGAAGUUCCCAAUCCUAGAUAUUUAAGUGGACUCACCGGGUAGACACAGUUUGCAUAAA